CUCUAGUGAGCGCCGCGGCUGGCGGUGUAUGAGAGAGGAGCUGGUGUAGGUUCCGCCAGCAUCAGCACCAGGCUCCCAAACAUGGCAGAGGAUGCGGAUUAUGUGCGGCGCAGGAGGAACACACAUGAUGCCUUCGAUUUCCCACGUGACUUUGAACCUAGGACUGAUGGUCACCAUCGGAGGGGAUCCCUGUGUGACAGACACUGUACAAUAAAUAUUCAGACUGAUUUAGUGGACACACACUCAGGAUCACACCAGCAUAGUCUGCUCACACCCAGACUGUUACCAGUCCUGACAUCUCUAGGUGCUUCCUCCACGCCGUGUUGUCCUCACCACUCUGAGGAGGUUCAGAACUGUGACAGCUGCUUGGUCAAAACUACAAUCACUGCGGAAAAUGAAGUGGAAGCUCUUAAACUGUCCAACAACUAUAAGUUUGGCUUUAAAAAGUGGAAGAGUCAUGUAACGGAGAGGCCGUGGGAAGAUCGCUCUGAGAUUGUGAAGGAGCUGUACUCUGACCUGAACACGGUGAAGAGCUCUAGCGAAUCUCUGAUAUCAUUUGGAAAUGUUCUUUAUGUUCUCCUGUUUGGCUGGUGGGUCACCAUCUUUUAUCUUCUUGUGUCUAUCAUGAUGUUCUUGACUAUAGUGGGAGCUCCCUACGGGGUGCUGUGCUGGAGACUCGCUGGAUAUUUUAUUUGGCCUUUUGGAAAAGUUAUUCUAAAGAGUGGGCAUGCGCACACCAGAAAGUGCUGGGUGAGGUUCUCUAAAUGUGAGGCUAUUCCAGAAGUAGAAGAGUCUGAAAAAUCACCACUUAUACAAAAAUGCGACUCACAAGCAGACUUCCAGGAUCCCACAGUCAACUACUGGUGGCGACUUAGCACUUACCUCUGGCUCCUGAUAGGAUUCCCAUUGCUUGCAAUAAUUCACGGCCUGGCUUCCUUUAUGUCCUGGAUACUUGUAUUUUUUAUACCAAUAUCCAAGAUGAAUGCCAGAACGCUUUACAAGGUGUUGUUAAUGCCUCCAGAAAAUGUGCACAUCCGCCCUUCAAGCAAGGUGGAGGUUUCAUAUGAGACUGAAAUAAUCCUGUGCUGCUAUCACGCCAUUAAUAUCUACUACUACAAAUACACUGUGGAUGGGCUCAACGUGUUUGCAGUCAACUUGAUCCUAUUGGUCAUUGUGUCCCUGGUCUUGGGUUAUGUUGACAGCCACAACAAUUACACCAGUUCGCCAGUCAAAUUUACCCUCUCCCUCCUGUCCAUAAUGCCCUUGUCCUACUACAUCGGGAUGGCAAUAGCAAGCAUAUCAGCACAAAGUAAUUUUGCAGUUGGUGCAGUGGUGAAUGCGACCUUUGGCUCGAUCAUUGAGCUGACCUUCUAUAUCACGGCUCUGAUAAAGGGUGCAAGGGAGAAUGACAAGUGCUAUGAAGAAGUGGUGAAGUCAGCCCUGACCGGCACAUUGUUGGGGUGUGUCCUCUUCGUUCCCGGACUCUGCAUGGUUAUUGGGGGUAUCAAACAUCAAGAGCAAAGGUUUAACAGCAGGUCAGCUGGGGUCGGCUCAGCUCUGCUCUUCAUCUCUGUUGGAGGUGUCUUUGCUCCAACUCUCUUCUCCAAAGUCUAUGGGAAGAUGGUCUGUGCUCAGUGCCUAAAUAUUGCCCAGAAUGGAUCGGAGAAAUUCAUCUGCCAUAACUGUGAGAACGAAAUAAUGGGAGCAAACAGCACGGCUUUCUACAGCGAGGUGCAGCCGUUGGUGUACACUGUAUCCAUACUGCUGCCUGUUGCGUACAUUAUAGGACUCAUCUUUACCUUGAAAACACAUUCACAUAUUUAUGACAUUCACAUCAGCGACUGCCAUGUACCUGGUCACCAUCACAGUGCAGUGGUGCACUGGUCUCGCUGGCGAGCAAUGGUAAUACUGAUUGUCUCUACAUUACUAAUGUCAGCAUGUGCAGACCUUGCCACAGAACACAUCAGUCCAAUUCUAAAAGGUGCCACAGUGUCGCAGUACUUUAUUGGGGUGACUGUCCUGGCCAUGAUCCCUGAGCUUCCGGAGAUUGUGAAUGGAAUCCAGUUUGCUCUUCUGAACAAUCUGAGUUUAAGUAUAGAGAUUGGGAGCUGCAUCGCCGUGCAGGUCUGCAUGCUGCAAAUACCUAUCCUGGUCUUGUUUUCAAUAUUCUAUCCAUCAGGAUUCACAUUAAUAUUCAGUGAUCUGCACCUGUGGGCCUGCAUGUUCAGUGUGAUCUUAAUGAACUAUAUCUUCAUGGAUGGGAAGUGUGAUUACUUCCAAGGCACUGUGCUGGUGAUAGUAUACUUCAUUCUGCUUGCUAUGUAUUUCUUUGCACCCUCUCCUGCUGGAUGCUGAUUGACACUCUUUGAAGAAGAGCGGAAUGUUGGAGACACUGGACUGCACUUUUUGGUGCUGAAACGUCACCACCUGUUACAUGAAUCUGCAGAUGUAUGUGUACUUCAGUAUCCCCUUUACAUGUCCCUGGGUGUAAUUCUACAGACCAGCAAAGGUCUCAAACUGAUUUAUUAAACAUCCAUGGAAAGACAUUUUUCUACAAUACAGAAGAGCAGCUGAAGAAGCAAUGUCUUAUUUCCACUGCCACUCUCUUUCCUACAAACUCGGCAAAGGAGUAAUUCCCAGCAUUCCAUUCUCUGAAUAUAUUGUUUAGGGCAAAUCCCAUAUCUGUGUCAUUAGAAAUAUAUGUAAACUGUGUAACCAUGGAUGAAAGCUGGAAAAAGGAAGUGCUUUAAAUUGCUGAAACAUUCUAAUAUAUUUUUGACCAUUAAAAUUACGAUUUUUAAAAUUAUAAACAAAACUGACUUCCUGGUAUAUUAACCUGUAUCGUCUGAAUCACAAACGAAUGACCAAGUUCAGGAAUUUUCCCUUCUAAUAAAUGGGUAUUAACUUUUCCUUAAGUUGUUUGCACUGAUAAUUUAUCUUCACUUUAAGGUGUAAAUGGAACUCAGAUGUUCUUUUUCCUUGUUAAGAAUAUUAAAGCAUAUUUUUGUGGGAACUUUAA
Molecule: messenger RNA, 3019 nt
Organism: Bombina bombina (fire-bellied toad)
Lineage: Eukaryota; Metazoa; Chordata; Amphibia; Anura; Bombinatoridae
Exons: 20
Coding region: 82-2355 (757 amino acids)
Biological process (GO): intracellular calcium ion homeostasis; calcium ion transmembrane transport
Cellular component (GO): membrane; endomembrane system
Molecular function (GO): calcium:proton antiporter activity
Source: RefSeq, a predicted model, not a curated record